AUGGACCUGUCCUUUAUGGCAGCGCAGAUCCCGGUGAUGACGGGGGCCUUCAUGGACCAGUCUCCCACCGAGGACUACAGCACAGACCAGUCCAUGUUCGACUCCUCGUACAGCGUCCACACCACGGCCUCCCUGUCGGUGGGGAGCCAGGCCGAGGAGCCCCGGUCCCGGUUCAAGGACGCCCUGUGGCUCUGGAUCGCCAUCACCGCCACCAUCGGCAACAUCGUGGUGGUGGGAGUGGUCUACGCCUUCACCUGCUGA
Messenger RNA from Knipowitschia caucasica, 261 nucleotides. The record is from the annotation of a GenBank genome assembly. Lineage: Eukaryota; Metazoa; Chordata; Actinopteri; Gobiiformes; Gobiidae.